Metschnikowia bicuspidata var. bicuspidata NRRL YB-4993 is the source of this 1389-nucleotide messenger RNA. RefSeq names its product cleavage polyadenylation factor subunit. Gene Ontology annotation, cellular component: mRNA cleavage and polyadenylation specificity factor complex. Bases 1 to 1389 code for a protein of 462 amino acids. The record is from RefSeq and is a predicted model, not a curated record. Gene Ontology annotation, molecular function: protein binding. The transcript has a single exon. Lineage: Eukaryota; Fungi; Ascomycota; Pichiomycetes; Serinales; Metschnikowiaceae.
AUGGACCAACAGCUUAGUCUGCAAGAGAAAAAGGGUCAACACAGAAGAACCGUAGAUCACGGAAAUAAUAUGGGCCGCUGGUAUAUACAGAGAUCCAUUGGCCAGACAAAGCAACACGUGGGCAAAGUCAGGCCUGAGCUGUCUUACUUGAUCGACUUGCUCCCAUCGUUGGCUUAUUCGAGAGACACUUUGGCCGGGAACCCUGCUAUCUUAGACAUUCCCUCUAAAUUUGUACACCUAUCGCUGAACAAGGCACGUCACUCCAUCAACACGGUGAAAUGGACACCUGAAGGACGACGGUUGGUGGUGGCAUCGCAUAGUGGAGAGUUCACCAUCUGGAACGGUAUGACAUUCAACUUCGAGACGAUUAUGCAAGCCCAUGACCUGGCUGUUCUUGCUUUGAAGUAUUCGCAUGACGACGACUGGCUCCUUUCCGGAGACCAAGAUGGUGUCAUCAAAUACUGGCAGCCGAACUUCAACAACGUCAAUAUUUUGCAGGGCCACACAGACGCCAUACGAGACAUUGCCUUUUCUCCAAAUGACUCCAAGUUUCUCACCUGCUCGGAUGAUCAUGCCAUUAAAAUCUGGAACUUCAACAACGGAAAAGAGGAACGCACGCUACUGGGCCACCAUUGGGACGUAAAGUGUGCUGAUUGGCAUCCUUCUUUGGGUCUUAUCGUUUCUGGCUCGAAAGACAAUCUCAUCAAGCUCUGGGAUCCUAGAGUAGCGACUGCCAUUAAUACUCUUCAUGGCUUCAAGCACACGGUCACGAAGACCAAAUUUCAAAGGGCAGGCACUAACAGACUUCUUGCAUCGGUUUCCCGAGACCGGUCUUGUAAAAUCUUCGAUUUGCGAACAAUGACCGACUUCAAGGUUAUCCGUGACCAUGAGACAGAUCUUUCGUGCGUCGAGUGGCAUCCAGUUCAUGCCUCUCUUUUAACGACUGCUGCAUACGACGGCUCGAUGUACCACUACAUUUUAGAUCGACACAUCCCAGAGACCAGUUCCGACAAGUCUCAAAAUUCGAAUGUGGAGAUCGCACAAAAGGUCCCAUAUGCCCACGAAAAAGCCAUCAAUGCACUUGAGUACCAUCCAUUGGGUCAUUUGUUGUGUUCCGCUGGAAACGAUAGAUCUGCUCGCUUUUGGUCGCGAGCAAGACCCAACGACCCAAUGGCGUUCAAAGACCCCUUGUAUACCAACGAGAAAGUUGGCGCGUGGUACUACGGCGUAAACAAUAACGUCAAUGCGGUCUUGGAGAAUCCCUCGCUUCCAACAAACUCCGCCCAAUCUGCGUACGGAUCUAGAAAUAUAGUGCCUGGUCUUCAAAACACUUACGAAGAUGGCAGUAGCUACAUUCCAGGUUUGGGCUCAUCUGGGCAACAAUAUUAG